Messenger RNA from Closterium sp. NIES-67, 1440 nucleotides. The record is from the annotation of a GenBank genome assembly. Lineage: Eukaryota; Viridiplantae; Streptophyta; Zygnematophyceae; Desmidiales; Closteriaceae.
ACUAGUACAAGGGUUCAACUGCCUCAACUUCCGCUGCACUACUCCAAGUCUCAAGUCUUUACAGCUGGGACUUAGUCUCUGCAAAAGAUCCUAAAGGGUUUUUCUCAGCCCAACAUGUACAAGGGUUCAACUGCCUCAACUUCCGCUGCACUACUCCAAGUCUCAAGUCUUUACAGCUGGGACUUAGUCUCUGCAAAAGAUCCUAAAGGACCAGGCUCGCCGGAGCUCACGGAGUUGCGAAGCCAACUGGACUACCUCUUGGAGAAGGGGUUCAUUCGGCCCAGCACCUCCCCGUUCGCAGCACCCAUCCUGUUCACGCCCAAAAAAGACGGCGGGCUGCGAAUGUGCAUCGACUACAGGGCGCUAAAUCGACGAACAAUCAAGUCUCGCUACCCAAUCCCACGCGCGGACGAUCUUCUCGAUCAACUUCGCGGAGCUCGCUUCUUCUCGAAAAUCGACUUACGCGGCGGUUACCAUCAGAUCCGAGUCUUCGCUGACGACUGCCACAAGACGGCGUUCCGAACCCGCUAUGGUAGCUACGAGUACACAGUGAUGCCGUUUGGCCUCACGAACGCGCCCUCCACUUUGCAACUCACCAUGAACGGCGUAUUCCGAGACCUGCUCGACAAGUGUGUCAUCGUCUAUCUUGAUGACAUUCUGAUCUACAGCAAGACACAGGAACAGCACCUCAAGGACCUUGAGCAAGUUUUCCGGCGGCUGCAAGAAAACCGGCUCAUCACGAAGGGCUCCAAGUGCGAGUUCCUCAAAUCCGAACUGGAAUUUUUGGGACAUGUCGUGGGAGCGGACGGCAUAAAAAUCGACCCGAAAAAAAUCACAACGAUUCGCGACUGGAAGCCGCCGACGAAUUUACAGGAGCUGCAGAGUUUUCUCGAGUUCGUUAAUUAUGUCCGGAGGUUUAUCCCUAAUAUGGCAGGGAUAACCGGAUCGUUAACUGACCUGCUGCGGAAGGGCACUUUGUUUGAAUGGGGGGAGAGACAGCAGACUGCUUUCGAUGAACUGCGAAAUUCUCUGACCGAUUUCGCCAUCGGUGCGAUACUGUUACAAGAUUUCAACGACGGACUCCAACCCAUCGCGUAUGAGUCUAGGAAGUUGCAGGCAGCCGAGCGCAACUAUUCCGUCCACGACAAAGAAAUGCUCGCCAUCGUGCACGCAUUCAAGGUGUGGCGAUGCUACUUGACGGGAGCCGACGUGACAGUACGGACAUACCAUAAAUCCUUACAGUACCUCUGCGCGCAGCCGAAUCUAAAUCCACUGCAGAUUCGCUGGCUGGACUUCCUCGAAAGCAACUUCCACUACACCAUCACGUACAAACGGGGAGCGAAUAACAUCGCUAACGCGCUGACAAGACCAUCCGCCCACCUCGCCUCAAUCAUUCCAAAGGACCCUACUUCCUAAAAGCCGGUACUGACCGUAUCUGGG